CUGUAAGCCGCCUCAUUUUUUCGUAGAAUUUUCGAGCAUUACCCCUGUCGGUAAUCUUUAGAGGAUGUAUUCUGAUUGUGUAUAUAGUAUAUGUCUAUAUUCUCUCUUGUUCCCACUUCCUAAUACCUUUAUCCUGAAUGCCGAACUCGCUUCUAGGUUUUUAAUUCUGGUCACCACCCCAGUGCUACAUCCUUGUAUGUACGUUAGAAAUGGAGUAAUGACUUCCGUAUAUAUCCACAUGACUAUAUUUGCCUUAAGGCCCCAGUUCCUGCUAAGUAUUCGUUUGCUGGUGUAAUAGGAUAUACACGCCUUAUUUAAUCGGGAUUCAAUGUUAAUUUUAUUAUUCAGUUUAGUAUCGGUUUAAACGUUUAGAGAGGAUUAAAUUGUGGUAUUUUUGUUUUACUCGUUAACUUUAUCAGUUCCGUUUUACUAUGUGUUUAAAUGAAUAAAGAUUCCACUCACUCUACCUGGAAAAAAACUGGCGCACCCUAACAAAACACAGAUCAAUACACCACAGUCGAUGUCACCACAACACCAAUACAACUCGCCGCACUUGUACACCAACACACUCAACAAAAAGGAUGUACAACGUGAUAGCAGACACAAUUCGCACAUCAACAUACGCUUUAUACAUUCGUUUUUAGACAUGCGAUCCUACGUGGCGUCACGAAAAUGCCUCUUCGAUCAUUCAGCGGUGCGGUUUGCGAUUUACAUUCACAACGAUCCGUACACCUAUUUUUGUCGUCCAAAGAUAAAUUAAUAUUUUUAUAAGAAGUUAAUAAACAUUAAUUUAAAUGAUUGUACAUUUAAUAACGUGAGCAUUUUUUUAAACAAUAUUUAAAGUGGUUAAGACUUUUGUGUGCAAAUUUGGUCAGAAAAUUAUUCACUGGGUUUACACCCAUUUUGUGUAACCUUCGUAAGCCAUCUGCAUAUGUAAAUGCAUAUGUAAAUAGGAGGAGGAUCACCUCCAUUAAGGUGAGGGAGUUUUUCAUGUGUGUCGCUGAGCCAUUUGAUAUUAUAAUCAUCCUAUUCAUAAGCAUAGAUCUUAUACAUCCGCAAACCAUGUCGUCAAUACCGCCAUGUGACAGACAACCGGUAAUUGUGCUAUAAUUGAGUAUGUGAACCACUUUUUCAUAUAAUGUUAAACAAUCAUAUAAAUAAUAUUAUUAUAAUCUAUUUACAAUACUAUACUUUCGUAAUACUUUCGCGUAAUACUCCUUUCAGCCUUGGCGGCUUGCGACGGCGCACAUAGGAUCAUUUACCCUCAAAAACCGGACAAAAUUGAACAUUACAAACUUCAGCGAUAAUACUCAAAAUUUAUUUUGUUUGGUACCUACAUAAAUAACCGUUCUACAAUGAACCGAUUAAAUGAAUGACCUUCAGGCCGCUAUAUUGCUACACAAGUAGUCGGAACCUGGACUUCGUUCAGAACGCACAUACUAAUUCGCGAAACUCUCCAUUGUUCUCGAAAUUGCAAGUGGUUUCUUUUAUUGCGUGAACGGAAUUCUUGAUAAUAUUUUUAUGGAUUCAGGACAACAUGGGUGUUUUAAAGUUUUUAUUGGACCAUACUAAAAAUGAAGAUGCUAAGGGGACGACAUGCCAAGAAAUGGGUGUAGAGAAAAAACAGUUCCUCGAAUCAGCUUUAAAUACUAUGACUACAGAUGUCAUGAAAGAGUUUCAGAAUGCUAUAUCCAUUUUAGACGACCAAGAAUCAGCAGUUACUGACAAAGUUAACGCUUUGCAUAUUAUCAGGGAGAGUAUUGACGACAUAGAUUUUGCAAAUAGUUUCGUGAAAGCUGGCGGCUCUGUAUAUUUAAUUCAAAACCUAAAUCACACAGAUUGUGAAAUAAUAAGUUUAGCUGCCUACAUAAUUGCAGAAAUGUCACAAAAUAACCCAGUAUGUCAAAAGCAUUUUGUUGAUGCAAACACAAUUCCAGCACUUAUGAGAUGUUUAAAUCAAUCGGAUGAAGUUGCAACCAGUAGUUUACAUGCAAUAUCAUCUUUAUUACAAAAUUUUGGACCUGGUCUAGUGGAGUUUGUGAACGUAGAUGGGAUACAAAUUUUAUUAACCUGUUUGGAUGUAAACAAUGCAAAAAUGUUUGUAAGAGUUUGUUUCUUAAUUGGAAAAUUAGCAGAACGACAAGAUUUGCGAGUUGCACGGAAAAAUUCAUAUCCACCAGUUGUUCAUCAAAUACAGCACAGUUAUUUUCUGGAUUAUGAAAAUCUUCCAAAGCGGUGUUUAUCUAUUCAACCAGGUAAACAAUGUAAUACUGUUGGAGAUCCUACAGUAAAUAUGAAUCGUGAUUUGGUGUUUGAUACAACAGGAUCCAUAUAUUACAAAGCCUGUUUUAAGAACGAGUAUCAGUUUCUCCCACAAAGGACUGUCAAAAAUUUUGAUAUUCAGCAGCCUAAUCCUUCGCAGCCGCAAAGGUUAACAAUUACUAAGAAAAAAUGGCAACAUCUACAAGACCUAAAAGCUUUGAUUCCAGCAGACUGUCUUUACUUUUAUGAUAAUAUGCCUUUUGAAUAAUUAAUUGUUUAAUAAAUAAUAAUUAAACAUUAUCCUC
Molecule: messenger RNA, 2567 nt
Organism: Bactrocera tryoni
Lineage: Eukaryota; Metazoa; Arthropoda; Insecta; Diptera; Tephritidae
Exons: 5
Coding region: 1538-2530 (330 amino acids)
Molecular function (GO): protein binding
Source: RefSeq, a predicted model, not a curated record